Mesoplodon densirostris (Blainville's beaked whale) is the source of this 2825-nucleotide messenger RNA. RefSeq names its product RWD domain containing 4 (gene RWDD4). The transcript has 7 exons. Gene Ontology annotation, molecular function: protein binding. Bases 239 to 802 code for a protein of 187 amino acids. The record is from RefSeq and is a predicted model, not a curated record. NCBI's taxonomy places the organism in Eukaryota, Metazoa, Chordata, Mammalia, Artiodactyla, Ziphiidae.
UGCUUCUCCUGCGACUCGCUGGCUCGCCUGUUGCAGAGGCUGCUGGGUCUCCGCUUGCAGACGGCUUCGCGCUCUCCGGGGACUGGGAACCCGCGAGACUCUCGUCUGCGGUGCUAAGGGUGUGCCUCAGCACCCCAGGGCGCGGAAGAGGGACGCUCCGGCCUUGGGGCCACUGCCCUCGCUUUAUUUUCGUUGUCGCGAACGCCGUCCGCCCGGGAGGCGCCCCGUGACCGGCGCGAUGAGUGCCAACGAGGACCAGGAGAUGGAACUGGAGGCAUUGCGUUCUAUUUAUGAAGGAGAUGAAAGUUUCCGGGAAUUAAGUCCAGUUUCAUUUCAAUAUAGGAUAGGUGAGAAUGGUGAUCCCAAAGCCUUCCUAAUAGAGAUUUCCUGGACAGAAACCUAUCCCCAGACGCCUCCCAUCAUAUCUAUGAACGCCUUUUUUAACAACACCAUAUCGUCAGCUGUAAAGCAGAGCAUAUUAGCCAAGUUACAGGAAGCAGUGGAAGUCAAUCUCGGGACGGCCAUGACCUACACAUUGUUUGAAUAUGCCAAGGACAAUAAAGAACAGUUCAUGGAGAAUCACCAUCCUGUUCAUUCCGCUACGUCCAUAAGCAAUAUCAUCUCGGUUGAAACUCCUAACACAGCCCCAUCAAGUAAGAAAAAAGACAAAAAAGAACAACUUUCAAAAGCCCAGAAACGAAAGCUGGCAGAUAAAACAGAUCACAAAGGAGAACUUCCUCGAGGUUGGAACUGGGUUGAUGUGGUGAAGUUAAGCAAAACUGGCUCUAAAGAUGAUGAAUAGCCCUUGGAAUUUGAGACGAGGGAGGAACAGCAUCCUUUCAAAAGUAAACUGGGUUCGAAAUCUUUCAUUACUCUUUUCUGGUAUUGAGGUGGCUUUUUAUAUAACAAUUUUUUUGUAUGUUUCUUAUGUAAAAAAAUGUUUUAAGCUGAAAGCUCAUGAAGAGAUCUGGUUGUAUUCAAUUACUUUCACAAACUUGCCUUAAUAAAAGGUGAAAACGUUCCUGUUUAGUAUACUUUAUGAAGCCAGUUGGCCUUUGUAAAUGGACAAAUAUGGGGAAUUAUAAAUCAUCAGUGUUCAUUUAUGUGAUCUUACUCUGGUGGAUGUGAUUUUUUUUAAGGAGUAUGAAGCGCUUUUCACAUUGUCAUCCCAAUAGAGCAGAAGGCCGAGUGAACAGUGAGUUCACAGCGUGAUCCGUAUUUAAUAGGCGUCUCGUCUUUACGUCUUCAUCCCUUCUUUCUCUUAAUUACUGAAGCGUAAAUUGCUUCAGAGAAAUUUAAAUACUAGUAUUUGAACUUUAUACAUAAUAUUCUUUGUAGUUCCUUUUUAUUUUUCAAGGGUGAACUGCUUUUUAAUAAAUGAAUAAUCUGGGGCUUCCCUGGUGGCGCAGUGGUUGAGAGUCCGCCUGCCGAUGCAGGGGACACGGGUUCGUGCCCCGGUCCGGGAAGAUCCCACAUGCCGCGGAGCGGCUGGGCCCGUGAGCCAUGGCCACUGAGCCUGCGCGUCCGGAGCCUGUGCUCCGCAACGGGAGAGGCCACAACAGUGAGAGGCCCAAGUACCGCAAAAAAAAAAAUAAAUAAAUAAAAAUAAAUUUAAAAAAUAAAAAUAAAAAAUAAAAAAAAAUAAAUGAAUAAUCUGUUUAUACUUUCCUCAUGGUUUGGGUUAUGAUGUUUGAUCAUGAGAGAUUUCAAUGGUAUGUGGAAUAGGAGAAAGAAAAAAAAACCAAAUCUGCCAAAUACAUUAGAAAGCAUUUGACUAGAAGUGCUGGUUCCUAUUUAAAACCGUUCUCUUUGCUGCAUAUACCAAAAUGGGAGUAAAAGAUGCCUUAAUAUUUAAUUUUUAUAUUGUUAGAGACAGUGGUUUUCAUAAAUUCCUAUUUAUCUGUUGUUGUGUAUUUUUAGUUGUUGGAUAACUGAGUUCUUCUGAGUGGUUUCACAUAAAACCACAGUUCAAGCAUUGUUUCUUUUCAAGUAUCCAAAUGUAUGUCUGAGCCCACUCAUCUUUGUAAAAAUAGACAUAGAAGUCUUUCAAAUGCUGUUUUAGCAGGAAGUUACUGAUGUGUAUGUGAGAUUUACAGUGAUUCUGUAUAUACUCCCCAGCUUCAAAAGCACUUAGAACUACUGCUGUGGUUUCUGGAAGAGUCCGUUGUUGGUUCCUCAGUGACACCUGUGCAGCUCGGGACUGAGUUUUUAAAGAAUAGUUAACUUUUAAAGAAGUUUCUUCAUCAAAAGAGCAGUUUGAGUUAUAUCCAUGGUUUUUGCUGGGUUAACAUUGGCUUCAGUUAAAUCGUUUCAAUUAUAAAGUAAGUAUAACUAUGGUAAAGAAGCUUGUCUCAUUUUUAAAUGCUGAAUCACAUUUUAUUUCUUGAAUUAAUACGAUAGAAACGUCAAAAUGCAGGACCACUGGAAUAUGCCAACUUUUUUGUUUUGGGGUUGUGUGUAUAGUUUUUGUUGUGCUGAUUUGUUGGCUUGUUUUUUAAAGAAACUGAAACUGCUAUGUCUGCUAGUGGAAGAAAAUGCUUUGUUUUGCUCUGAAGAUUCUGAAAUUAUUCAGGCAUAUCGUGGUUCAUAGAUUACAAAGACUAAUGCUAGUUAAAUGCCAAGGAACUAUUUUUACUGUUUUUAUACGAAAUGUACAAAUUUCGGGGGGGGUGAUGGUGGCAGCGGUGCCUUUUCCUACCUUACGUAAAACACUUGAACAUUCUCAUCAAUUGUGCCAUCAUCUGUUUAAUACUCCCAGUAUAUUUUCUCAACGUCUGUUUACCUAAAGUUGUAUGGAAUGACAUCAUAAGCAAUAAAAUCUGAAU